CUUAUUGGGUGGCCGUUGUGUGCAGGGCCCAGGCGACUCGUAUAUUAGUGAGGGAGUUGGGAUUUGUAGUUAAGAAAAAGUAACUCCUGGGCCUUUAGUGAAUCAUUUAUUCGAGGAACAUUUAUUGGAUAUCAGCUGAAAACAGAGUCAUGUGCUAGGCUGUGUUAUUGUGGAAAUUCACGGUCUAAUAGGAAAGUUGGCCUGGUGGAAGAAUGGGCACAGGGAGAGUUAAGCUCUCAUGGCCUCACUUCCUGGAGGGAGCAUUAUUCAUUCACAGAAUAUCUACUGAGUACCUGUUGUGGGCUAAUCAUUGUUCUUGGUGCUGGAACCACAUCAGUGAUGAAGAGACUAACAUCCCUCCGGGAGCUUAAUAUGAGCAACUUUGCAUGCCUGGGUGUAAGCUGAGUUCCACCAGCCCUCUGGCACUAACAGAUGAGUUAAAGACUGAGAGAGUGGAGAUUGGAUUCAGAAAAUUAGCAGGGGGUGGGAGGGCAGUCAUUUGCUAAAGUGCCUCUGAGCCCCUGCUGUGUAAAGAGGCCUGGGUUGAGCCCACGCAUGUAGAAGGGGAGACAGGGCACAUAGGCGGAGGUUCAGAAGUUAAAAAUCCCUGGCCCAGGUCCGUGGUUUUGUUGGUGACAUCAGCCCCUACCGUGAAUGAGACCUGCCCUGCCUGCAUGCUCAGUCUGGAGAGGAGCACAGACCGCAACCCGGACUCAUGAUAGUUGCUAUGAUAGAGGUGGCACAGGUUACCAUAGGAACCCAAAGGAGGAAGGAGUGGAUGGACAUCACCCUGAGAAUGUAGAGAUGUUAUCAGAAACGGCUUCACAAAGGAAAUGCUGGGCAGGAGUUUGCUGGACAAGAAGAGGAGAGAACUCUCUUGGCAGAAGGAAUGGCAACAGCAAAGACUUAGGACUCAAAAACAGCAUCUCUGGCGAACCCCAAGUCAUGGUUCUGUCUAACCUUUCUCAAGUACCAGGGUGUUUGUGGUCAGUACUACUUUUACCCCGUUUCACAGGUGACAAAACAGUCUCAGAGGAAGUAAGUGGUGGAACGCAGAUUCAAGCCAAGGGCGGUCCGGUCCAGAAGCCUGCGCUCUCAAACACUGCUGCAUGUCUGUGUGUGCGUACAGUAGGAGGAACGGGGCUGAACAGUGAGGAAACUGUACAGGCAGACGUUGAGAGGCAUAGAGAGAGGUGUCCUUAGAAAGGGUGCAACUGGCCCUGCGGGUAAGGAGGGAGGGUGAUGUCUGAGGCCAGACUGAAAGAGGCUGUCUCUCUCACAGAUGCCCGGCACCCUGGGGCAGGGGUCGGCUACAGAACCACAGGUUCAUUGAAGACGGAGGCGUGAGCACUGGAUGCAGGCUUGCCGAUUGACAGAGGCUGGCACUACUCUCCCUCCCCACCAUGGCAGAGGUGGCGGCUGAGGUGGCCGAGGCGGCCGAGAUGCCAACACAGAUGUCACCAGGGGCGAUGGAGACGUCAACACCGAUGUUAGGAGAGAUGACGGAGAUGUCAACAGAGGUGACCGAGAUGACACCUGGGGAGGCCCUCGCCUCCUCCCUUUUCUUCCAGCACCACCAGUUCAUGUGCUCUGAGUGCGGCAGCCUCUACAACACGCUGGAGGAAGUUCUCUCUCACCAGGAGCGGCAUGUGCCUGCUGUCACAGAGGAGGAGGCGCUGGUCACCCAGGAUGCUGGCCUGGAGCCAGAGCUCAUGGCGGGCACCGAGGAUGGGCCUUUCCAGUGUGGGGAGUGCAGCCAGCUCAUCCUGUCCCCUGGUGAGCUCCUGGCCCACCAGGAUGCCCACCUCCGGGAGUCUGCGAGCCAGAUCCAGUACCAGUGUGGGGACUGCCAGGAGCUCUUCCCCUCUCCUGAGCUGUGGGUGGCUCAUCGCAAGGCCAGGCACCUUUCUGCUGCGGCGGCCGAACCACCGGUGCUGCCCCCUCUGCCUCCCCCGGCACCGGCACCUCCCCUCCCUGCUCCACCCGAAGUGAAGAUGGAGCCCUACGAGUGUCCCGAGUGUUCCACCCUCUGUGCCACUCCCGAGGAGUUCUUGGAGCAUCAGGGCACCCACUUUGACUCCCUCGAGAAAGAAGAGCGCAAUGGGCUCGAGGAGGAGGAGGAGGAGGAGGAGGAGGAAGACGAUGAAGAGACGGAGGAGGAGGAGGAGGUGGUGGCAGAGGUUGGUGAUGACGCCACGGGAGGCGACAGGGCCACAGCCGGCCGGGCCAGGGGCUGUGAGGACUGUCCCCCCCGCUGGACGUCAGCCGAGGCACGCCGGCGACACCGGCGGGCAUCCCGCGGCCCGGCAUCGGCAGCCCACCCCUUCCACUGCGACCAGUGCCAGCGCAGCUUCAGUUCGGCGAACCGGCUGCUGGCUCAUGGGCGGGCGCACGUCGGCGGCACGCACGAGUGUACGACCUGCUCCAAGGUCUUCAAGAAAGCGGCGUCGCUCGAGCAGCACCUGCGGCUGCACCGCGGCGAAGCCCGCUACCUCUGUGUGGACUGCGGCCGCGGCUUUGGCACGGAGCUCACGUUGGUGGCUCACCGGCGGGCACACACCGCCAACCCCUUACAUCGCUGCCGCUGCGGCAAGACGUUCAGCAACAUGACCAAGUUUCUCUACCACCGGCGCACCCACGCGGGCAAGAGCGGGGCACCCCCCGCGCUGGCGGCCGCCUCCCCGGCUCCGGCCGAGCCCUCGCCGCCGCCGCCACCGCCGCCGCCCCCCGCCCCGCCCGCCCAGCUGCCCUGCCCACAGUGCUCCAAGUCCUUCGCCUCGGCUUCCCGGCUCUCCCGGCACCGGCGCGCGGUCCACGGGCCCCCCGAGCGGCGUCACCGCUGUGGCGUGUGCGGCAAGGGCUUCAAGAAGCUGGUCCACGUGCGCAACCACCUGCGGACACACACGGGCGAGCGGCCCUUCCAGUGCCACUCGUGUGGCAAGACCUUUGCUUCUCUGGCCAACCUCAGCCGCCACCAGCUGACCCACACGGGUGCGCGUCCCUACCAGUGCCUGGACUGUGGCAAGCGCUUCACGCAGAGCUCCAACCUGCAGCAGCACCGGAGGCUGCACCUGCGGCCCGUGGCCUUCGCCCGCGCACCCCGCCUCCCCAUCACCGGUCUGUACAACAAGAGCCCCUACUACUGCGGGACCUGCGGCCGCUGGUUCCACGCCCUGGCAGGCCUGCGACUGCACCAGCGUGUCCACGCCCGAGCCCGGACCCUGACCCUGCAGCCGCCCCGAUCGCCACCUCCUGCCCCGCCCCCGCCCCCUGAGCCUCAGCAGACUAUCAUGUGUACGGAGCUGGGGGAGACCAUUGCCAUCAUCGAGACGUCCCAGCCUCUGGCACUUGAGGACACGCUGCAGCUGUGCCAGGCCGCCCUGGGGGCCGGGGAGGCGAGCGGGCUGCUGCAGUUGGACGCGGCCUUCGUGUGACGCAGCCGAAGAGCAGCAAUAAAAGAGUUUGGUGGCAACAACAAUCGUGGGCACCUCCGGGAGAGAGGGGACCACCCCCUGGCAAGCCACUCUGGCACCUGAUUGGGUGCCAGGAUCCACCCUGGCCUCUUACCCACUGACUCCUCACAACGGCCCUGCCGGGUGUGUCUUGUCACUUUUCUCCGCCUCAGGGUAAACUGAAGCCCUGAGACGGGACGUGAUCUGUCCCGGGUCCCCCCGGUGCGUUGCAGAGUAGCAUUUGCCGAGGCUCUUUGCUCUGCACCUGUCACCCUGGUGCCCAGCAACGUCAGGUAACCUUUCCUGAGCCCCGACCACGUGCCAGACCUGUGCUGGGCACUGUUGCAUACCUCUGCGGUUUCUCGCUUGUCCCCAAGACUGUCACCUUCCCUGGACCCUGGGCAUACAGGACUUGGCUCUGCCUGGUGGAGAGAGAGGUACUGGACUUCUCUGGGCUUCCUUAAGCUCACUUUUGACAAUACGGAAGGAAAUCUCUAGGUACCCACAUACUCAGCUGCAGGCUGGGUGAUGCUGGAACCCCGGGAAUGACUCAGACCCAGACCCAGGCUCUACCCCAGAAGGUGCUCAGUGGCAGUGGAGUUCACACAAGUACAGAUGGCCUUGCUCUCUGA
This is a messenger RNA of Neofelis nebulosa (Clouded leopard), 4084 nucleotides long. It is a transcript of the gene ZNF526, whose product is annotated as zinc finger protein 526. Gene Ontology annotation, molecular function: RNA polymerase II transcription regulatory region sequence-specific DNA binding; DNA-binding transcription factor activity, RNA polymerase II-specific. The record is from RefSeq and is a predicted model, not a curated record. The transcript is spliced from 2 exons. Gene Ontology annotation, cellular component: nucleus. NCBI's taxonomy places the organism in Eukaryota, Metazoa, Chordata, Mammalia, Carnivora, Felidae. The coding region runs from base 1404 to 3434 and encodes 676 amino acids. Gene Ontology annotation, biological process: regulation of transcription by RNA polymerase II.